This is a messenger RNA of Symbiodinium pilosum, 675 nucleotides long. The record is from the annotation of a GenBank genome assembly. Lineage: Eukaryota; Dinophyceae; Suessiales; Symbiodiniaceae.
AUGCUGACCUCCACGGCCUUGGGCCUUGUGACAGGCAUUGUCAUCUACUUCAAGAGUUCCGUCUUCUACUACCAUUACACCGGAGCUGCAACCUACAGAAGUGUCGUUCCCUCGCAGCCAGCAGAGACCAUUCUCGAUGCUGGCGUUGUCAACUUUGCAGUUGGCAGCGGUGUGGAUGCCAGCCGAUCUGUCGGCUUCCAGUCUGCAGCUGACGCUGCCCUGAUAUGUGUAGCCCCGAUCGUAGAUGCAUCCAUGAAACCGCAGACUCCCGUGAGCUUGUAUGCGUAUGGUGUCAAUUGCUGCAGCUUCCGUGGCAGCUUCCAUUGCGAUGACGCACUGAACCCAAACGCGCGGUAUGGCUUCGUGCGACCGGAGCCCACAGCAGUUCUUCCGCCUCUGCUUGCGGACUUGGCAUCGGGCCCAAGUGAGGAGACCCUUGCGGCUGCUGUCCGGCUUCAGCAGGCAUCUUAUGGAGGCUCAGAGAAGCACGUGAGGAACAUCUUCGUUCGUUAUGUCAAUGAUCCGCUGGCUGCCAAGAUGAGCUUUGUUGAUACAGCCGUUUUGGCAGGAGUGUCUUGCUCCAGUCUGUUCCUGGCAGGGCUGCUUGCAUCUGCCUCUGUUGUUGUUCUAGGGGCCGGAAAAGUUGGAUUGAUCCUGAAACGGCUGGUCGUUUGA